This is a messenger RNA of Orbicella faveolata, 1657 nucleotides long. RefSeq names its product thrombospondin-type laminin G domain and EAR repeat-containing protein-like. NCBI's taxonomy places the organism in Eukaryota, Metazoa, Cnidaria, Anthozoa, Scleractinia, Merulinidae. The record is from RefSeq and is a predicted model, not a curated record.
AUAAAGUCAGUGAUCUACAAGUGGAGUAGCGGCAAGUUUAACAAGUUUCAGGAAAUACCAACUGAAGGUGCCCUGGAAUGUGCUGCAUUUGUAAUAAAUAAUGGCACGUUUAUCGCUUUUGCCAACCAUUACAACUCCAAACAGCAGUAUUCAGUUCAGUCGACUGUGUUCAAGUCGUCAGGAGGACACUUUACUAAACUGCAGUCUCUUCAGACAUACGGCGCAUAUCGCGUGAACUCUGUUAACAUCAAUGGUCACACAUUCCUCGCCUUUGCUAACUAUUACUCUGGAAGUAGAUACAACACCGACUCGUUUAUUUACAAGUGGGAUGGCAACAAGUUUGUUCUGUUUCAGUCCAUUCCUACUCGUGGAGCCCAAGCUUGGCAUCCCUUUGUGAUCAGCGGUCAAACGUUCUUGGGUGUGGCUAAUCACUAUGGUGACAGUCAAAAACACAACACUCUGUCAGUUGUGUACCAGGCCUCUGGAGCGCAGUUCAUCAAGUACCAAGAGAUUCCAACACACGGGGCACGUGACAUGACAACAUUUGAGCACAAAGGUCACACCUACCUGGCAGUGGCAAACUCUUACAAUCAGAAAUACAACACCAACAGCACCUUGUACAAGUGGGUAUAGAGAUGAAAACGGACAGUCUCGGAUAGAAGUGACCAAAGACUCUAAAGAGCUUACGCGUAGUGUGUCAAGUUAGCUUUCGCUGUUGUAGACUAAGGGUAAUAAUCGAAGCCUUUUCUUACCAGUAAAUUGGGAUCGUUUUUUUGUGAUGCCAGGGAAAAUAUAACGAUCGAUUUAAAAUGAAAAUAUAGGAAAAAAUCAUGAUUUUUUUAGAGGUUGGCAUUUGUUGGUUAUAAAUCAGGUAAUGAUGUGUAGUUACUCAAGGCAAUAAUAAAGCUGUGCUUGGAAAUUAGCGGCAAAGUAGGAUGUCAAGUCUGGUGGUAUCUACAUAAAGCACGUUAAAACGAUAUUCGGAAAGGGUCUUUCGUGUUUAAACCUGAGUCCGUUAUAUCAGGGGGCUGCAAUGAACUUUCAGAUGAUAUUUUUACACCAAUGAUAGGUCUAGUAAGAACAGAAUAAUUGGAUUGCUCUUUUGAGCGUUCGACUUAUUGCUUGUACGACGUAAUAACUUGUUUCUUUGUAAUGGUCAAUGCACUUAGCUACAUUAAGCUAGUCCACACAGAUGCCACUGACUUAGCCUGAAAAGGACAAAUAUUUCAAAUAAACAUAAUAGGCUUAAAUAUCCCAACUAGCGGGAGGUAGAUCAGUUGGCUAUUUACAAGUAUAACCGAGGAGCUGAACUAGGGUCCGACCGAGAAACAACUCCAGCUUAGAGGCCCGAGCGAAACUCGAGCCGACUAUCUCCAGAUUUCAAGUCAGGCGCCCUAGCCAGUCGACCAUGCUGCCUUUCCGCUGACAAGAUAUCCAAAGAUUUAACAUCUACUCUAGCCGCUGUGUUGAAUAAACGCCCGUUCUAUUGCCAAUGUCAAUGUCUUUGAUACAGAGGCUGCUUUGAUAAGAUUCCCUGACUCGUCUGUUCUCUCCAGCAAAUUAAACUGUAAUGAUUUACCUAACUGUUAUGACAUUGUACGUAAAAAAUUUUAUGUAAAAUGACUAAAUUAAAGUCUGUCAAAGAAAAGAAACACGU